CGCUGCCGCGGGCGGUCUAGCGAGGCUCGGCGAGGAGCGGGGCGGCGAGCGUUGUGCCGGACGGUGGAGUUGGCGGCCGGCUCGCUCCCGCGGCCGGUGCCUCUGGGCUGGGGGCCGGGCUGGGGGCCGGGCCGGGCUCGGGCACCCGGGCGGCUCCGCCCCUUCGCCGGGCCGCGGGUAGAGCGCGCGAGAGGAGCGGCGCGGGGGCGCCCCCCUCGGCCGGGCGCUCGGGUUACAGCCCCGGCUCUCCGGCUUCCCCGCCCGCGCCUCGCCGGUUCACUCGCGCCGUGAGAGACAUUGUAACGGAACUGGGACGCCAGCGCUGCAUUGUGGGAGCUUUUAAAGCGGCGGGGAGCGCGGCGCAGCCGCUCGGGCCCACCGGGCCAAGCUCACCCCGGCGCCCCUAGCUCGGCCCCGCCGCCGCUCGCCCCACCACACACCCCCGACCGCCGAGGCCUGUGGACCAGAAAAGCCAGAAAUGGUGAGGUGACCAGUGCCUACUGACUCUCACAGGAGCAAAAUCUUCCAGAGCUCCGGGUGAGACUUGUAAAACUGCCCUCUACGGUCAUGUCGGAAAGUAGGAGGCUUAUUCUGCAGACGCUUAAAAAAGAAAAAAAGAAAACAAAACAAAACAAAACAAAACCUUCCAUCCUCCAAGGACUGGGUUUGAAUUGCUUUUCAUCUGGAGUGGCAGUGAUUCAGCGACCCCCUUCUCAGCGGCAGGCAGUGACAGAGACAGGAGAUGAAAAACACAGCGAAUGAAUCAGACGCAUUUCAAGAGAUCAGAGAUAGCCUGGCCACUCAGAAGCAUCAUCCCAUCCAUUAGGAAGAGAACCCAAAUUAAGGAUUCCACCGAUUCCAAAAAAGCAACAGUCUGGAAAAGAAGUCAGUGCUUCAGAGGUGAUCUGAAUCCAGGAAGAAAUGCAAGACGCCUAUAAUAAAAAAACAGCAUAAGUGACCUGUGGACCUCCACUACUUAGAGGAGCUCCUCUCUGAAAAGCCCAACAAUAGAAUAUUCAUCAGAAGAACAGCAGUUGGAGCCCAGAGGGAGACAAUGGAAGGUUGGGACCAGGGGCCCAAGUUAGAGAGCAAGAGUCAUUUUGGAGUCGUGCUGGCCACUGUCAAGGCUGCUUGUAGAAGGCACUGCAUCAGACAUGACUUUGGAAGGAUUAAGGCAGGAUGGAUGGGGCAGUCUACAGGAGAAUGUGGGGGCAGGGCACACAAGUGUUAUCAAGGAAAGAAAAGAGACUUUUCUUCUAGCCAAGAUGAAAGACAUGCAAGCCAGUCAGAAAACUUCAGUGGCCCUGCAGAGUGAAGUCCAUGAGCAGGAAGAUAAAAUGGAGAAUCAAGCACAAAGAGAAGACACACAUGAUGGUCGCCCAGUGACACAGCGAUCUUCAGUACAUUUUUUUCCUCAAACAGAUUCAGAUGCCACACUGCCUUUGUCACAGUCAUUAACCUAUGACACACCUCUCAAUUACUAUACGUCUGGCCCUCAGUUUAGUGGAAUAACUGUAUCAACAACUGGGCAGAACACUCCUAAAACUACUAUAGAGGGCCAUUCCCAAUCAGCAAACAGCUUGGGAGUCAACAGAUUCAUAAUGACAAAGAAACAGCCUCUGUCAGUCCUUGCUCCUGAGACAGCUGUAACUGGGGAAGGAGAAGAUUAUUUCCUAUCUUUGUUUGGUGAUUCAAAGAAAUUUGCUGCAUGCUCAUUCCAGGCAGAGAACACCCGGAAGCACUUUUCCAUGAUUCUUGAAGAAGUGGGCCAAUCUAGAUCCAGUGCUCUUGGAGAUAUUAAAAUAGCUGAAGUAAAUGUCAAGGGUUUAUUUGUGAAGCUCAUUAACUCUUCCCUUGACAAAGAACUGGAGAUUGGAGGCCAUAUUCUCCAGCAAAAUGUGAAUGGACAAACAGUCUCUUUGUACCGCUUCCUUCCAAAUAUCAUAAUGCAGGCCAAUCGCACAGUAACAGUAUGGGCAGCUGCAUCUGAAGCAAAGCAUCAGCCACCAUCAGAUUUUCUUUGGAGAGAACAAAAAAUGUUUAAAACAAGCCCAGAUUGUACAACAAUUCUGUGCAAACCUAAUGGUGAAGCUGUCGCCUGGUACACUCCUAUUCACUGGAAACAAGUGUGGGAGAAAUUAGAGACUGACAUUGAAUUUGACAGAUGCUCAAUAGUAAGUCCGACGUCUCGAAGACACAUAUUUCAUUGGCCAACAGCUAUAUCUACAACUAAAGAAAAACAAGACAAGUCUAAUAAGGAUACCUCAAAAAAUCAGAUGGAACAAGUUAGAGUUUUUCUUAAAAGAGAAAAAGAAAACCCACCAACCCUUUUUCCUAAUAGCAGUCCUUGGUGCCACAGUCCCAAUGUCCCUGCACAUCCCUACUGUCCUCUGAUUGAACCUCACAAUACCAGCAUGGCUGGAAGCAGCUUAGAUAGACAGCCUAGGCCUCAGUCCUCUGGGUCUGAUCCAGCCCAGGGACCACGAAAAAUAAGACAUCUGAGUUACAAAAGCAAUAGGCAACGAACUUAAAGGACAAUAAUAUUCAAAUCUAGAGAAUACAAGGAUACCCAACAUGUCACAGCCAGCCUUUCACAAGGGAGAAGAAGCCAGCAGCAAGCAAGAAAAUGGUUUAUUUUAGAAAAGAUAAUUCCUCAGGACUUUACGGUAACCAUUUCUUAAAGAAGGAGAUAAAGUUUGUGAUCAAGUUAAACCAUUUGUUUUCUAGGCUGUAAAGAAAAACAUUGGUCAAAAGCAAAAGCAUCCCAGUUUUCACUUUAUGCAUAUAAUGUUCCCCAAUAACUAAUUUCAGUGUUUUAUAACCUGCCCAGCUCUUAGGUCUACCAUUUCUGCCAUUUCUGCAGGUGUAUUUUCUAAAAGCAUGUUUCAGAAAUUCUGAAUCUGUGGUCUGAUUCUUUACACUUGGAAUCUGUUCUGUAUCAUUAAAGCACAGAUUAAUUUAGCUUCCUAAUGACUGGAAGUAAUAGGUGAUGUUUCUAUGGAGUAACUAGUUGGGUGUUUUUAAACCCGCCUGCACUUACCCCAAAUUCAUCAAAGAUAGUGUCUUUUAGGUGCAGUACUAAGUCCCAAAUCUCAUGUAUAUGAAAUAUCAAGAAUGUUUCAAUUAAAUAAUCUGAUUGAGCUACUUUUUAUUCGACCAUUCUUACUCCUUAUUCUCUGAUAAUCGUAUUCUAUACCUGCCACAAGUAUAGAAUUUGAAAAAUAAUGAAAUGUACUCAUUUUUAAUGUUGACCCUCUUUGUAGUCAGAAGGUAUGAUUGCUUCAGUUUCUGAGAACAAAUCCCAUCUAUAUCAUGUAACCCUGAAUAAUUUAAUUUAACUUACAUUGAUUUAUGUGUAUUUAUAUAACUUGUGAAGAAAAAUGGGGCAUACACAGUCCUGGAAUGUGAAGAGUGAGAGAAGUAUGGAUUUUUCCCAGUAUCUGUUUAAAAAAAUAAAGAAAAGUAGGGCACCUGGGUAGCUCAGUCAGUUAAGCAUCCAACUUCGGCUCAGAUCAUGAUCUCACUGCUCGUGGGUUCGAGCCCCACAUCAGGCUCUAUGCUGACAACUCAGAGCCUAGAGCCUGGUUUGGAUUUUGUGUCUCCCUGUCUCUCUGCCAGUCUCCAGCUCACACUCUGUCCCUGUCUCUCCAUCAGAAAUAAUAAACAUUAAGAAAGAAAGAAAAGUAAAAUAACCCCAAAAUCCAUCCAGUGGUGACUACUGAACUUUGUUUCAUUACAUUUAAACACCAAGACUAAAAAUAUCUUAUUUUUAAAAAGUCAUAUACCAAAGCACUCAAACAUAAACCAAUAUUCAUAGCAGCAUUAUUCACAAUAGCCAAAAGGUGGAAACAACGUAAGUGUCCAUCAACAGAUGAAUGGAUAUUUUA
This is a messenger RNA of Panthera uncia (snow leopard), 3887 nucleotides long. It is a transcript of the gene LMNTD1, whose product is annotated as lamin tail domain containing 1. Gene Ontology annotation, cellular component: nuclear envelope; cytoplasm. The record is from RefSeq and is a predicted model, not a curated record. The transcript is spliced from 14 exons. The coding region runs from base 1155 to 2531 and encodes 458 amino acids. Lineage: Eukaryota; Metazoa; Chordata; Mammalia; Carnivora; Felidae.